Anoplophora glabripennis (Asian longhorned beetle) is the source of this 2543-nucleotide messenger RNA. RefSeq names its product zinc finger protein 25-like. Gene Ontology annotation, cellular component: nucleus. The transcript is spliced from 4 exons. The record is from RefSeq and is a predicted model, not a curated record. Bases 183 to 2189 code for a protein of 668 amino acids. Gene Ontology annotation, biological process: regulation of transcription by RNA polymerase II. NCBI's taxonomy places the organism in Eukaryota, Metazoa, Arthropoda, Insecta, Coleoptera, Cerambycidae. Gene Ontology annotation, molecular function: zinc ion binding; DNA-binding transcription factor activity, RNA polymerase II-specific; RNA polymerase II transcription regulatory region sequence-specific DNA binding.
UUCGGGUUAAAGACACACAUUGUCCGCUCCGCUCUCUAGUGAUUACGCAUGCUUAUGAAUCCAGACAUAUUCAGCAAAACAAAUGUCCCUUUUUGUUCUUUCUUUGUUGAUUUACUUAAUAUUUAUUUCAUUUGUUUAAGUUUAGAGUGAGGAGUUCGAUCUAAAAUCUGUGUUGUAGAAUAAUGCUAAGAAAAACGGAUAAUUUUGGGAAACAGUUUUGCAGGCUAUGUUUCAGUAUUAUAAAUGAUGAACGUUUUGAAGAGAUAAAAGACGUCAUGAGGUAUAUUUUAGAUGUCCUUUUAUUGAAACUGGAUCUCAAUGACAGAAGCGAACAAAUAAUUUGUAAUGCUUGUUCUUUAAAAGUAAUGGAAGCAUUUAAAUUUAAGUCAAUGUGUCUGUACCCUGAUAAUACCAUAAAUCCUUAUGUCAAUGACGAAACAGGAUAUUCUGUUGAUUUAAGAGAAAUUUUUGCAAAGGAAAAAGGAAAAGAACAAUUAAUAACCACAUUAGAUCACACAAUAUGUCGAUUAUGUACUCAGAUAAUCAAAGAACAAUUUAUAUUGGUACAAGAAGUAGAUGUUGAUAUGAUCAACAUGUAUAUACCAGAAAUAAACUUCCUCAUAACCAAAAAUCCUACCAUUUGUAAGCAAUGUUUUGAUUCUAUUGGCAUCCACAGUAAUUUCAUUAAGAACUGUUUAAAAGUAGAGGAAAAAAUCAAAUGUUUUCCUCCUGGCUCUCUGUGGACAUUAGCAUUUGAUUCGUGCGUUGAAACUAAAGAGAUUGGAUUAAAACUUGAAAAAAACGAGUAUGAGGAUUUGAUCAAAAGUAAUUUUACUGCAGAGAAAUCGAAGGACGAAGAUGAGACCACUAUUAAAACUGAGUGCAUUGAUAUAAAAUCAGAAUAUGAUAGUGAGAGUGGCGCAUCUCUGGACGUUUUGCCCCAUAGUUCAGCACACGAUACCAUUUCCACAAUAAAAGAAAGCAAACCUAUACUCAAGACACAUGUAACGGAACUCAGACACCCCCCAAGGAAAAAAGUACAUGAUUUUGGAAAAUCUGGCUACAAAACUGCGAGUGAGAAGUGCCUAGCAAUUCACCAAUCGGUACACAACGAGGCCCUUGGGGUGCAAAUGUACAAAUGUGAUACUUGUGAUUAUAUCACCAUUCACAAAAGUAUCUUGACAUGCCAUCAAAUAGGACAUAAGGAUCCCCUAGAAGUCCCAAUUUUGAAAUGCGACACAAACGGUUAUGAAACCAAUUGCAAAAGCAUUCUUACAGACCACACGUUGACACACAAGGAACCUUCUCAAAAACAAAUAUUCAAGUGCAUUUACUGCCAGUUCGAGUCGAAAUCUAAGAGGGGAAUAAGCCGUCACAUUUUUAUCCACGAAGGAAGAUUGCUCGACCCCAAGGAAGCCACGAAGAUAAUGCAUAUGUUAAGACUCAACAAGCCGUUUUCUAUUAAAAAGCUUACUUGCGAGAUAUGCAACUUCACGACCUUGAACAAGUCGAAGUUUUCUGACCACCAGUUGCGGCACAAAGGGGAGAAACCCCACACAUGUAACGAGUGCGACUAUAGAGCGUUGAGGAAGAGUUCGCUUAAGGUACAUCUGUUGUCACACAAAAAGCCGUCAGAACUACCCUUAUAUAAAUGUGAUAAGUGUGACUACGAAACGAAACAAAAGGGCAGUCUUAUGAAACAUCAAAUAAGACACAAAAGUGCUUCUGAGGCAAAUAUGCACAAGUGCCUGUACUGCGCCUACGAAACAAAAUACAAACCUGUUUUAAAGGACCAUAUCAUAUACCUACACAGAAGUAAACUGCUCGAUUCCGAGGAGAAUUUGAGGGUAAAGCAUGUUUUAAAGCUCAGAAAAGUCAUAACAGUGAAAACAUAUAAAUGUGACAAGUGUGACUAUGAGACAGUACACAAGAGGGAGUUCGCAAAUCACCAGUCAAAGCAUGGCAUACUGAGUUUGCGCUAUAGGUGUGAGGAGUGCAGUUACGCAACCAUGUACAAGAACCAUCUUGUGUCGCAUCAACUGUCACACAAGGAAGCAUCUGAGGUGCCCGUGUACACAUGUGAUUUGUGUUAUUUUGAAACUAAGUACAAACGGAGCUUUGAUAAGCACUACUUGAAGCAUGGGAAUCCUUCAAAGGCAGAAAUAUAUCAGUGCAAAGAGGAUAGUUAGGAGAGUAAGUACUAGAACAAUUUCAUUGUUGUAGUUGAUGCAAAAGGAUCCUUUGGAAGUUAAAAUAUGCAAGUGUGGUAAGAGUAGUUACGAGAGCAGGUGUAAGAGCUGUCUCAUAUUUCCCUUGUCAAGAGACAAAACGAUGCAGAGGUGCAAGGAAAAGAAUGUGUUUUGGACAGUGGGCUGUAUGUAACUAAGGGAGAGUUGGGUAAAAAUCGAUACUUAGUGUUAAAUAUUUAAUAAUACUUUUAUUACAUAUAUGCAAAAGAACAAUAUUUGAUUUUAUUUCACUAACAUCAUCUAUUUCCACAUUGUUAUCCUGUUUUGAAAUAUUGAAAAUAGAGAAAAUAUAUA